Messenger RNA from Rotaria sordida, 869 nucleotides. The record is from the annotation of a GenBank genome assembly. NCBI's taxonomy places the organism in Eukaryota, Metazoa, Rotifera, Eurotatoria, Philodinida, Philodinidae.
AUGGAUAAUCGAACUGUCAAUGAUGAACUUUAUUCAAUAGUUUAUCAAGGUGACAUAUUAAAUGAACUUGAUACACGUCUAAAAUCAUUGCCUGAUAUUGAUAAGACUCUUAACUUCUUCUAUGAACGAGAUAAUCAAUAUAUAAAUUUACUAAUGUUAGCCGCUUUACAUGGCCAUGAUACGGUGGCACACAUUUUACUUUCUCAUUCUUCUAAUGUUAAACAUUUAGUAGAACUUACUGGUAUUGUAUAUGGUACUAAUGGAAUCCGUACAUUUCAUACUACUGCAUUGUGGUGUGCUUGUGAUCGAGGUUAUUAUACAGUAGCUCGUAUACUUAUCGAAGUAGGACGAGCUAGUGUUUAUCAUGGUCCAAGAAAUCCAUUAUUGAUCGAUGCUACGAUUAAUGAACGUUUUGAUACGAUUCAAUUUUUAAUUGAAAAUGGUUAUGUGGAUAUAAAUCGAACAAAAGAAAAUAAUCAUCCUAAAUACAAUAGUCUAAUGAUUUCUGCUGCUCGUGGUCAUACAAAGAUUGUUGCCUAUCUCCUUGAAAAAGGUGCCAAGAUAGAUUAUAAAACACGAAUAUAUAAUGAUACAGCCUUAGGAUGUGCUGCUAUGCAUGGUCAUUUAGCUAUAGUACAAUUAUUAUGUUCUGCAGGUGCUUCGACUAAUAUGAAGAAUAGUAUUGGAGAAACACCAUUGAUGUUAGCAUUCAAAAAUAGUUAUUUACAUGUUGUUGACUAUCUUUUAAAUCUCACAGACAAUGAAUUAUGUAUUGAAGAGCUUGAGAUCAUCGCUUGUUCAUUCAUCAUACCAACGAGAGGUAUCAGUAACUAUCAACCACAAUAUGUAAAAAUGAUAGAUUUAAUUCG